Messenger RNA from Penicillium samsonianum, 741 nucleotides. RefSeq lists its product as uncharacterized. The transcript has 5 exons. Lineage: Eukaryota; Fungi; Ascomycota; Eurotiomycetes; Eurotiales; Aspergillaceae. The record is from RefSeq and is a predicted model, not a curated record. Bases 1 to 741 code for a protein of 246 amino acids. Gene Ontology annotation, cellular component: cytoplasm; nucleus.
AUGCAUUUCUUGUGUCUUCACGGGUCAAUGGGAAAUGUCACUGCAUUCAGUGCACAGCUAGGGCCCUUGCGACAACACUUGGAACAGGACAAUGCGACUUCUUUCCACUGUGUCAAUGGCCUGGUGAAGAGUGAUACCCCUGAAGGGUUUGGGGACUUCUUUGGGCCCGGACAGCACUAUCGCUGGAUAGGAAGAGAAGGCGCCGACGAAGACACAAUAAACAAACGAAUUCGCGGUUCGCGGGUCAUCCAGAGUCCGGAAGAUACGUUAAGAUCCCUGGUGCAUGAUGUGACCUGGAUCAACCACAAGGAAAUCAUGGAGUAUCUCGACGAGACACUGGAGCAGAAUCCCGAUAUCACGGGUAUACUUGGAUACAGCGAAGGAGCGUGUAUCGCAUCAACUUAUAUCAUACACGAGGAAAAGAUGCAUCGGGAGACUGGCCGCCCUCGGCGUAUCAAGUGCGGUAUCUUCUUCACCGGCAUGCCUCCCAUUAAUCCAACUCAGGGAUUUGUUCUCUAUGAUGACACGGAGGAUAUGGUUGAUGUACCCACCCUUCAUGUCAUUGGUUCAAUUGAUCCCUACCGAGCUGGUGCAGACGCGCUAUAUAAUGUUUGCGAUCCCGAUACGGCCGAGUUCUUUGAUACUGGCAAGGGCCACACUGUUCCGCGUGGCGGACCUGUAAUUGAUGAGCUUGGAGCUGCGAUUCGAGGGAUCAUAGAGCAGGCCGAAGCCGAAGAGUGA